Orussus abietinus is the source of this 1979-nucleotide messenger RNA. RefSeq lists its product as uncharacterized. Bases 242 to 1789 code for a protein of 515 amino acids. The record is from RefSeq and is a predicted model, not a curated record. Gene Ontology annotation, molecular function: protein heterodimerization activity; RNA polymerase II general transcription initiation factor activity; transcription coactivator activity. Gene Ontology annotation, cellular component: transcription factor TFIID complex; SAGA complex; SLIK (SAGA-like) complex. Gene Ontology annotation, biological process: transcription initiation at RNA polymerase II promoter; RNA polymerase II preinitiation complex assembly. NCBI's taxonomy places the organism in Eukaryota, Metazoa, Arthropoda, Insecta, Hymenoptera, Orussidae. The transcript is spliced from 8 exons.
AGAUUUCCGUUGGAGCCGAUUAAUAAGAGUUGAAGUCAAUGUCUAAUAAAAAUCGGUGCUUGGAUUGUGUAAUUACGAUUGCAUUGAAUUGUUUACAGUUACGACGUUGAUUCGAAUGUAAUUAUGUAUUGCAAAUGAUUAGUGGUUUAAAGAUUAUGGUUCAGAGACGAGUUUUGUGAGUUAGUGGUAGGUUAGGUGGUUUUUCUAGGUUAUAGUAAAUUGACAAUACUGUUAGAGAGCUAUGAAGGAAAUGCUAGCAAAUCAAGGCACUACCAGCUACGAUAAUCAUUUCGCUACUAAUAAUGGGGACGCGGGUACCAAUAGUGUAAGCACGAAUGCAAAUACCAGACGGUAUGCAGUACUCAGCACCGAAUGGAUUUCGACGAUCGGAGAGGAAUUGGGAAUGCACCCUCUACAAGACUCUCUUUUAAAAAGAUUGGCUGAAGAUGCCUCGUAUCAUCUCAGGGAGGUCCUACAUAAAUGUGUAAUGAGGCUGAGACACAGCAAACGAAAACGUUUGACAUCCUCCGACGUCAAUUCUGUGAUCUCUAGUCUGUGUGACGUAGACCCAGUGAUUGGCAAUGCGGAAGAAAUGCCAGAGUAUCACCCUAAGGCCAAAGUCUUCGUCCCUCACGAACGUUUUGUCCAGCUGUACAGAAAAGUACAGGAUCCUGUAACCCUCAGUCAAAACAGCGUGCCAUUUCUUCAAGAAACUGAAGUUACCGAUGCAAAACUAGUGGAAGCAAGGCACAGUUACACCAAGCGCGCACUGAAGACACUUUUCAAUGGGUCACAAAAGACCUUCCAGGUUUUAUUAAAUGAUUGUUGCACCAAUGCUCAUCUGGGCGGUGAAGGUGUUGUUGACAAAUUAAUUUCCAUAGCUCGGUCAAUGGUUAUAUCAAACAAUGCACAGUACACACGGGUAUUGACUAGGACGUGCCAACUAGUUAUCGCUAUUGCUAGCAAUAGCGAGGCAGUUUAUCCAUAUCACUUAAGUUCGGUGGACAAGUUGACGGAACUUUUGCUAGAAUUAUUAUUGGGCCAUAGCUUUAUAAAUCCUAAUCUAGAAGCCUUGUUCAAAGAAUGCGCUCUAAAGCUGAUGCUCCGUUGGCCUUCUGUAGCUGAUAGAUUUGUUCCAAUGCUGGAACAUGCUAUACUAAGGGAGGAAAAGGAGAACUCGGAAACUCUAAAGAGAAAAAUGACAGCAAUGGAGUUGCUCGUAGGCGUUCAGCCUCUUAUAUAUUACCAGCAAGACUCCGCUUCCUCUCUUUCUUUACAAAACAUUUUACCAGCAGCAGUACCAGGCUCUGUUCUGUGGCAUGACUUUGGUUUGUCCACGUGUGCUUUGAUAAGGUCAGGAGGCCACGGUUUAGAUCUUUCACCCAUAGCGGAUCAUUUCGGUGAUUCCCUAAUCCCUUACAUUUUAAUUGACACGGAGAGCACAGCGAAUAAGAAUAAAGAACCAUCAAGUCUUCCCAUCAUUGUUAGGAGUAAAAUAAAAUAUGCUAACAUGAAGACGCCAUCGGACAACAGAAUCUUCAAUGAUAGACAAAUGGUUUUCCCGGAUUCUACUCUUCGAGGACCCAGACGAGAGAUCAGAUUUGCCUUUGCUGGUGGAAAGCCUGUUCCACCAAAUGAACUGAGAAGAGUCAGCUUGAGGGCUAAUUAUCAAAUUUUAAGAAGCGAUGCUAGGGCUACGUUUGCCCUCGUUGCUUGUCGCAGGCUUCUCGUGUUACGAAAUAAAAAGAAACGUUUCCCCAGGUCUUACGAUCUUCGCGUCCAACUUUAAAGGUUGCAGACUCUUUAUUACACGUUAAUAAGAAUUACUAAGGCUAAAAGAUGAAUAUACUGCAACGUUCCACUUACAUCAUUGUGGAGGCCAUAUAAAAAGUGUUCGUCAUAUAAAGUAAAACAAUGAAAAAUCCUAACAAAAGAAAAAGAAGAAAAUAAAUAAUUAUAGUACUUGGAUUCCCUGUUAA